AUGGGAGGAGAAACCACAAACUCCCGAAAGCAGCACGUUCGGAAUGUACUUCAAGCCGAGGCCACAAUUAAAAAGAGGAGAACUGAUUAUCACAUAACCUUCACCGAUGAAAAUUUGGCAAACAUACAAUCUCCCCAUGAUGACGCCAUGGUGAUCAAGAUGGUCAUCGCUAACUGCACGGUAGGAAGGAUCUUGGUAAACAAUGGGAGUUCAGUGGACAUCCUGUACUAUGAUGCAUUUGAAAAGAUGCUCCUAAAACCCGAGAUGCUAAAAAGAGUGGAGUCGCCCCUAUACGGCUUCAAUGGGGCCCCGAUACAGGUGGAAGGAUCGAUCGAGUUGCUGGUUACCGUAGGGAUAGAACCCAAACUCUCUAUGGUGAUGAUGAACUUCCUGGUGGUAAAGGUGAAUUCCACGCACAAUGGAAUAUUGGGACGGCCAGGGCACAAUACACUGCAGGCGGUGGUUUCAACCCCACACCUAGUCAUAAAAUUCCCAACUGACCAUGGGGUGGGGGAGUGCCGAGGAAGCCAGGCGGCAGCCCGUCGCUGCUAUAAAGGAUACCUAAGAACCAAAGGGAAGGAGCCACAGAUGCAUCUGAUCCACCUGGAUGACAACCGAGAUAUUGGGGAGCAGGAAAGAAAUACGCCAGCCGAGGAGUUGAUCCCUGUGGAAAUAGUGCAGGGAGAUGCCACGUGCACCAUCCAGAUAGGCGCAGGCCUGAAUGGCGAAAGAAAAUCCGCCCUCAUAAACUUCUUGAGGAUAAAUGCUGACGUGUUUGCCUGGUGCACUGCUGACAUGCCCGGGAUAGACAGGAAGAUAGCUGAACACAGGCUCAGUGUAUACCCUACUACUAAGCCAAUGUUCCAGAAGAAAAGAACCUUUGCUCUCGAGCAACAAGAAAAGGUGAUCGAGGAAGUAACCAAGCUGCUUGACGCCGGUUUCAUCGAGGAGGCUAUCUAUCCAGAAUGGCUUUCUAAUGUGGUAAUGGUGCCUAAGCCAAAUGGCAAGUGGCGAAUGUGUAUUGACUUUACAGAUUUGAAUAAAGCCUGUCCUAAAGACUACUACCCCUUGCCUCGUAUUAAUUUGUUGAUAGACGCAACGGCAGGCCAUGAAAUGAUUUCUUUCAUGGAUGCCUACUCAGGGUAUAAUCAGAUCAGGAUGUAUGAACCUGAUAUUUUGAAAACCUCUUUUAUCGCGGGGAGGGAUACAUACUGUUAUAUUCGCAUGCCUUUCGGAUUAAAGAAUGCCGGAGCUUCCUACCAGCGCUUGAUAAAUUACCUUUUCAGGCACCAAAUAGGCCACAACGUGGAAGUUUAUGUAGAUGAUAUGCUGGUAAAAAGCUUGAAAUCACAAGAUCACAUUGCAGAUUUGAAUGAGGCAUUUCAAGUUUUAAGAGAAAGCAAGAUGAGAUUGAACCCGGCCAAGUGCGCCUUCGGGGUUAUUUCAGGAAAGUUUCUCGGUUUCAUGGUCUCAAGAAGAGGGAUAGAGGCAAACCCAUCAAAGAUCAAGGCUAUACUAGAGAUGCAUAGGCCUAGACGGGUUAAAGAAUUACAAGAACUCAUGGGAAGAAUAGCCGCUCUCGGAAGAUUUAUCUCGACUUUGGGAGACCGAUGCUUGCCUUUCUUCAAGGCUCUCAAGAACCGAGCAAAGGAACGGAAAACCAAAGGGCCCAAGCUCACCUUUGAAUGGACCGAAGAAUGUCAGACGGCCUUCACCGAGUUAAAAAGAUAUAUGGCACAGCUACCUCUCUUGACAAAGCCAGAACCAGGAGACACCUUGCAGCUAUACUCUGCCAUCACUAUUGUUGCAAUCAGCGCUAUAUUAGUCCGAGGAGAUGGACGGAUUCAAAAGCCAAUAUAUUAUGUCAGUAAGGUACUCCUAGACGCCGAGACCAGGUAUAGCAGUGUAGAGAAAUACUCCUAUGCGUUGAUUAUGGUAGCACGAAAGUUAAGGCCCUAUUUUCAAGCCUACACCAUUGAAGUAAUCACCAACCAACCUUUGAAGAAGAUACCAACCAAACCCGACCACUUAGGAAGACUAGUAGCGUGGUGCGUGGAGUUGGGGGAAUUCGACAUCCAUUACAAGCCCCGAACUGCCAUAAAAGCUCAGACCUUAGUGGAUUUUGUGGUAGAAUGUACACUUCCUGAAGAAGAAAUCCCUUCCACCGCGGACCCUAAAGAGAUAAUAGAAGAAUGGACACUGUACGUGGAUGGUUCAUCUAGCGCCCAAGGGUGUGGGGCAAGUCUGAUAUUAACAAGCCCUAGAGGGUUCCUUGUGCAGUACGCGCUGAGGUUUGAAUUCCAGAUAACCAAUAACGGGGCUGAAUAUGAGGCCCUGAUUGCAGGGUUGAAACUGGCACAAAGUCUGAUGGUAAAACAUAUUACCGUCCACAGUGAUUCACAACUGAUAGUUAAUCAGGUUAAAGGGGAGUAUGAGGCCAAAGAAUCUCGGAUGGCCCAAUACCUGAGAAGAGUACAGGACCUGAUCACAAGUUUCAACCAUUUUGAGAUACUUCAGGUACCUCAGACGCAGAAUGCCUCCGCAGAUGCCUUCUCUAAGUUGGCAACUUCAAAUUUUCAAGACCUGAGUAGAACAGUGUACCUCGAUGUGCUCAGUACUCCGAGCAUAGAACAAUCCGAGGAAGUAUUGCCAAUCGAAGUGGAACCUUGCUGGAUGGACCUUUUAGUCAACUACCUCCAAGAGGGCAUACUGCCCACCGAUAAAGAAGAAGCAAAGAAGGUCAGAAUCAGGGAUGCCCGAUAUACAAUGAUAGGGGGAACACUAUAUAAAAAGGCAUUUGCAAUGCCUUAUCUGAAAUGUCUCCGACCAUCUGAAGUAGAGUAUGUACUCCGGGAGAUACACACAGGCAUUUGUGGACAACACUUGCGGGGCAUAGCAUUGGCCCAUAAAGUCAUUAGACAUGGAUACUUUUGGCCAUAUCUCUGCAAAGAAGCACCGAGUUUUGUCCGCAAAUGCCUAAAAUGUCAGAAGUUUGCACCCAUCACUCGUCAACCUGCAACCGAACUCACUUCAAUCUCCAGUCCGUUGCCCUUUGUCCAAUAG
Messenger RNA from Telopea speciosissima, 3063 nucleotides. RefSeq lists its product as uncharacterized. The record is from RefSeq and is a predicted model, not a curated record. The coding region runs from base 1 to 3063 and encodes 1020 amino acids. The transcript has a single exon. Lineage: Eukaryota; Viridiplantae; Streptophyta; Magnoliopsida; Proteales; Proteaceae. Gene Ontology annotation, molecular function: nucleic acid binding; RNA-DNA hybrid ribonuclease activity.